AUGUCUUGGUUCCGCGCGCUCAGUUUCGGGAUAAAAGGAUAUUGUGAUUUUACGCGACCCGCAUUUAUCAAAGCGCAGAAAACUUUCAAACCCCUCCAGGAUGAUUUAACAGGCAAAGUUGUCGUCAUUACUGGCGGAAACUCGGGCAUUGGAUUCGAAGCGGCUAUUAAACUCGCUAAGAUGGGUGCAGAAGUCCACAUUGCCUGUAGGUCUCCCGAGCGAGGCCAGAAAGCCCUGGACGAAAUUAUUUCCCGAGCUCAAGUUUCCGCCGACAACGUUAAGCUCCACAUCUUGGAUGUUUCCAAAUCGGACACUGUUCAUACAUUUGUGAAUGACUUCACCGAACACCUUGGAGGACGGAAACUGUACGCUCUGGUGAACAAUGCAGGCUGUAUGGUAGACCGUGCAGAGAACUUGUUCGGGUAUGAAAUCAACUUUGCGACGAAUACACUUGGAAUGUACAUUUUGACGAAGGGAUUUAUCGAAACACAAGCGCUUGCGGAGGGAUCGAGAGUUGUCACAGUAACAUCGGGAGGAAUGUAUAGCCAGGCGUUGGAGCUUGAAGACAUGCAGUGGAAAAAGUCUGGGUUUGAUGCGACCAAAGCUUAUGCCAAGCAUAAACGACAACAAGUAGUCAUUACAGAUGUCUGGGCGAAGAAGCAUCCAUCGAUACAGUUUUUGACGACGCAUCCUGGUUGGGCGGAUACUCCUGCGCUCAGAGGGGCAAUGCCAGAUUUCCAUGAAAAGAUGAAGGAUAAGCUCAGAACGGCAGAAGAAGGGGCUGAUUGCAUCGUUCACGGAGUAGCGUCAAAACCAGAAGACCUUGGGCCAAACGGCAGCUUUUACACAGACAGAAAGGCGGCCAGUAAACACCUAACUCUGGCAUUUACUCAAGAAUCAUCAGCAGAUGCGUCUCGUCUAGAAGAGCUUUUAGAUGAAAUGUAUGAACGGACGAAGAAAUCACCAUCAUAA
This is a messenger RNA of Oikopleura dioica, 972 nucleotides long. The record is from the annotation of a GenBank genome assembly. NCBI's taxonomy places the organism in Eukaryota, Metazoa, Chordata, Appendicularia, Copelata, Oikopleuridae.